Messenger RNA from Caenorhabditis bovis, 1230 nucleotides. The record is from the annotation of a GenBank genome assembly. Lineage: Eukaryota; Metazoa; Nematoda; Chromadorea; Rhabditida; Rhabditidae.
AUGGCGGAGGCAUCAAAAAGCAAGUCGAAUGCCGUAGAUGACGGAAAUUAUGACAAGGAGGUUAUUUCCAAGUUUCCUGACCUCGAAUUGGCUCAAAUUCGAUUUUUAGUGAAUCACCCGGAGCUUGACAAGGACUUAAAGGCUCAGAAACUUGAAGCUUUGCAAUUGGCCAUUACUGAGAAUAAUAUGGCUCCGUUUUAUGAACUCGUGUGUGCAGAUUUAAAAGUUCCAGCAGAUGCCGCUCGUUUGAGCCAAAUGAAAGCUGAAAACGAGAAAAGAAUCAAAGAAUUUGAUUCGGAAAUCGAAGAUGCUGAAAAGAAUCUGGGAGAAUCUGAGGUUCGUCAGGCUCUUUUGCGAAAAUUCGAAUAUUAUUGCCAAAUUGGAGACAAAGAAAACGCUACUAAAACUUACAAGACAACAUAUGAAAAAACCGUUGGAAUGGGCUACAGAAUCGAUUUGGUUUUCUCAAUGAUCCGAGUUGGUCUCUUCUUCCUCGAUCAUCAUUUGAUUAACAAAUUCAUCUCAAAAGCCAAAGAGCUAAUGGAGCAAGGAGGAGAUUGGGAGAGAAAGAAUCGUCUCCGCUCAUACGAAGCCCUCUACAGAAUGUCUGUUCGUGAUUUCGCUGGAGCUGCGAAUCUUUUCCUCGAAGCGGUUCCAACAUUCGGCUCGUACGAGUUGAUGACUUAUGAGAAUCUUAUCAUGUACACCGUCAUCACUACCACAUUUGCUCUGGAUCGUCCGGACCUUCGAAGCAAGGUUGUGGAAUGCAAUGAAGUUCAAGAGCAGCUCACUGGUGGAGGAAAUAAUGGUUCCCUGAUCCCAGUUCGUGAAUACUUGGAAUCAUAUUACGAUUGCCAUUACGAUCGCUUCUUCAUUCAAUUGGCAACGUUGGAAUCGGAAAGAUUCAAAUUUGAUCGCUACCUUUCCCCGCAUUUCAACUAUUAUUCUCGUGGAAUGAGACACAAGGCCUACGAGCAAUUCUUGACGCCAUAUAAGACUGUCCGAAUCGACAUGAUGGCGAAAGAUUUUGGAGUCUCGCGUGCUUUUAUUGAUCGCGAGCUUCAUCGUCUCAUUGCUACCGGCCAACUGCAAUGCAGAAUUGAUGCUGUCAAUGGAGUCAUUGAGGUGAACCACCGCGAUUCGAAGAAUCACCUGUACAAAUCGGUGAUCAAGGAUGGUGAUAUUUUAUUGAAUCGGAUUCAGAAGCUCGCGCGGGUGAUCAAUGCGUAA